This is a messenger RNA of Phymastichus coffea, 3259 nucleotides long. RefSeq names its product tyrosine-protein kinase Shark (gene Shark). Gene Ontology annotation, biological process: protein phosphorylation. The coding region runs from base 253 to 2472 and encodes 739 amino acids. The record is from RefSeq and is a predicted model, not a curated record. Lineage: Eukaryota; Metazoa; Arthropoda; Insecta; Hymenoptera; Eulophidae. Gene Ontology annotation, molecular function: ATP binding; protein binding; protein tyrosine kinase activity. The transcript is spliced from 13 exons.
GCGAAAUCGUGUUUACGCUUUUAAGCAUACUGGAACUUGACAAGUACGAGUAACUGUGUGUGUUAUAUAGAUAAUGCGAUGACAAAUGCUCGAGAAACAAUAUUAAAAAUAUAAAGAAGCACCAAAAUGAUUGUCAAGAGAAAGACGAUAAUUGCAGUGUAUUUUAGUGACGUCUGAUCUUAAGCAUUUCAUCAGUAGCUUCGACUUUCACCUACGUAUUUUUUUUGUCAAUAAUAGUUUUUAUUUGACGCUAUGAGCUCCGAUGAAAGCAUUUGCUGGUUUCACGGCAAUCUUUCAAGGGAUGAUGCCGAACAAUUAUUGAAAGAUGAAGGUCGAGAGAAUGGAACUUUCCUUGUAAGAGAAAGUGGUUCUUCUUUGGGAGAUUAUGUCCUCUCAGUCACAUAUAAUGGUGAUGUUGCCCAUUAUCAAAUUAGAAAACAUGGGGAAGACGCCUUUUUUUCAAUAGAUGAUGAGACAACAAUUCAUGGUUUAGAAACACUUAUAGAAUAUUAUCAACAAGAGAAUCAUGGGCUAGUGACUACAUUACGAACACCUGUUAAAGGUUUGCCACCUCCGCAUGAUACCAGGAGACAUGGAAGAACAAAUUUGUUGCAUAGAGCUACACUUAGAAGAAAUUAUACAGUAGUAUCUGAACUUUUAAAAUGUGGCUAUAGAAGUUUGGAUGCCAAAAAUCAACUUGGUCAAACAGCAGUACACCUGGCUGCUAUGGAUGGUACAGAUGAAAUAUUGACUCAACUAAUCCAAGCCAAUGCUAGUGUUAAUUGUAGAGAUACUGCUGGUUACACACCUUUGCAUUAUGCUUGCCAAAGUAAUUUGCCAAGUACAGUACAAAUAUUGAUUGCUGGGGGAGCAAAUAUACAGGCUCGUCAUACAGAAACAGGAAUGGUGCCAUUACACGAAGCAGCAAGCAGAGGCCAUAAAGAAGUAAUACAAUUGCUAUUGUCAGCAAAUGCACCAUUAAACCCUCGAACGUUAGAAGACGACGUGCCAGCAGAUCUUGCAAAACUUAACGGCCAUACAGAGUGUGAACAGUUAUUGCGUAAUUAUAGUAGACCAACAAAAGAAAAAUUAGAUGAUUGGUACCAUGGUACCUUGGAAAGAAUGGAAGCUAUUAAUCUCAUACAUCAACAUGGCGAUCUUGAUGGAUCAUUUUUAGUUCGUCUUAGUGAGAGGCAUGAUGGUAUUCGAGUUCUCACAGUUAUGUAUAAUAAACAAGCCUAUCACUUUCAAAUACAAAAACAAAAAAACUUUUUGUUUAUUGAUAAUGGGCCAUAUCUACCUUCAUUAGAGCACGUUAUAGAGCAUUAUAAAUGCAUGCAAGAUGGACUUCCGGGACCUUUGAUUCAUCCUAUUGCACCAGCACCUAAACCUCCUGUUCCAGAAAUGCCAUCGUCGAUCUUCAAUGGGGAUUCUAUAAGAAAGAAGAAACUCUCGAUUCCCGAACCUCCACCUCGUCUUCCUGAAAAACCAUAUUUAAGUCCGAGUAAUCCCAUAAGAGUAGACAAUAAAAGUGUCAAUAACAAAUUAAACGACAAUGAUCUUCACAGCGCUGUACCCGCAAUAGUUGAAAACGACAACGAUGAAAUGUCCGUAAACAAAGUUUUUAUCCCUGGUGAAAAUAUAAUCCUAGGAGAAGUAUUAGGUGAAGGAGAAUUCGGAGCCGUUUACGAGGGUCUCUACGACAGACCAUGUGGACGUCAAGAACCUGUCGCUAUAAAAAUGUUAAGGGAUACGCAAAACGUUACAACUCGAGAGGAAUUUUUACGAGAAGCACGUUUGAUGAUGACUUUCAAUCAUCACUGUAUAGUUAAAUUAAUAGGAUUCUCAGAAGGCCCUCCACUUUUGAUGGUUCAAGAAUUAGUUUCACUCGGCUCUAUGCUGGCUUAUCUUUUGGAAUUUCCAGACAGAAUCAGUCCUAAUUAUGAGCUUAAAGUGUGGGCUUCUCAAAUUGCCUGUGGUAUGAAGUAUUUAGAAGAAAUAAGGCUUGUUCACCGAGAUUUGGCUGCAAGAAACAUUCUGCUGGCUUCAAGACAUCAAGCAAAAAUAAGUGAUUUUGGUCUUUCAAGAAAUUUUGGUUCUAACGACUAUUACAAAGCUACGGCAGGAGGAAAAUGGCCUAUCAAAUGGUACGCUCCUGAAUCUUACAAUUUUGGCAAUUUCUCUAACGCUAGUGAUGUAUGGAGCUAUGGAAUCACGUUGUGGGAAAUGUUUUCAUACGGAGAACAGCCUUACGGGAACAGAAGAGGAGCUGAAGUAAUAGAACUAGUAGAAAAAGGAGAUCGACUGUCUUGUCCUAAAAAAUGCCCCGAUCACGUCUAUCAAGUUAUGCAGAAAUGUUGGUCAUAUAAGCCAGCCGAUCGUCCCACGUUUCAAGAACUACUCGAUAUUUUUAGCAGUGACCCAGAAUACGCCAACAUUCGAGAACUUGUGACAGCUGUCGAUAUCAGCUGAUGAUUCAAAAGCAAUCGUGUGUUAUGUAUACUUUUAGUAUAGCAUUUUUUUAACCGAACUGAUGAAAAAAAACACGUUACGCUUUGAUUUUGUAUUAGUCUAAGUAUAUGUUUUUCAAAUAAAAUAUUAUAAUUUAUUAUUUUUAUUUUUGUGUACAUCUUAUAAUGAACUGUAAGAAAAGAUAAUCUAUAUCAUUCAAAGCACGAAAAUUUUUUUAAGACAUUUCAUUAAUGUGAGGAAAUAAUAAUAAAUAAAAAGCAUUUUUUUAAAAAACCGAUAAAAAUGUAUUCACCAUUGACAUUUCACUAUACAAAAAUGAACUUAAUAUGGUCCAAUAUAAAAAUGCCUAUAAUAUGGUUAUUCUAUUCGUCUUUCAUAAUUUGAUAAAUUUUAAGAACUUAAACUAACGUAAAACAGAUUUAUCCAGGUAGAAACAAAAAUAAUAACUUCAAUUUAGCGAUGUUUCGCUACUUCUUGUUUGCGGCCUCAUUAGGUUCUAAAUUAUAAUUUUGAAAUAUAUAAAUACAAUUAGACAAAAUUAUACUCAUGUCAGAAAAAUCAAUGUAAAAAUAUUUAAAAGAAUAACGCCGUUAAAUUGAAGUUAUAAUUUUUGUUUUUAUUAUGGGUAUAUCAAUUUCACAUCGGUUUAAGUUCUUCAAAAAAAAGUCUACAAAUUAUGUGGUUUUCGAAAUUCAAUGUAUUAUAUCGUCAAGAUAUAAAACAUAAAACUUACGUUAAUUGUUUUAAAUAUCUGUUUUCAUAUUUAAAAAUGUUCCCUAACAUCUAU